AUGGAUGCCCCGCCGGCGCCGGGCACGACGAGGGACUGGUCGGAGCUGCCGGCGGACGCGCUGUCCGUGGUGUUUGCUAAGGUCAGCGCCGUCGAUGUGCUCGCCGGCGCGGGCCUCGUGUGCCGCUCGUGGCUCGACGCGGCGAAGAUGCCCGACCUGUGGCGAUCCGUGGACAUGGAUGACGCGGUCGAGUUCCUCCACCGUGGAGAUCAGGAUAGGGACGUCCUGGUCCUGCGCGCCAUGGCGAAGGUCGCCGUCGACCGCUCCGGCGGGCGGCUCGAGGUUUUCAAGGGGAAGCGUUUUGUUAGCGAUGCGCUGCUCGAGUAUAUUGUGGACAGGUCACCCGGUCUGAAGGUUAUCUCCAUUUCGUGCUUCUAUGACGACAUUUCUUGGCUUUCCCUUGAAAUGCUCGCAGCUAUGGCAAGAAAGUGUCCUCUGCUGGAGGAAAUCGACUGCGGCGGCGGCGUCGUCGUGUAUCCCUCAGGCCUGCGUGGACAUUUGCUCCAUGCGCUCGCGGGGUUGCGACAGCUGCGGCGCCUCACUCUUCGGGGCAUCGGCUUCGACAGCAGUAAAGAUGAACUGAUGGCCAUCGUUGAUGGUUGCCCUUACCUGGAGCUUCUUGAUUUAAGCUGCUGCUGGUUUCUGUUUCAUGUCGACGACGCCCUGCUUGCCAAGUGCGCUAGAAUCAGGACGCUCAAGCUACCACCCUCCUAUUCUGAUGAUGAUGAUGUUUAUUGUUAUGACGAACCAUCCGUCUAUCGUGAUGCCGAUCUGUUUGAUUGCUACUACAACUCUGAUUGA
Molecule: messenger RNA, 801 nt
Organism: Oryza brachyantha (malo sina)
Lineage: Eukaryota; Viridiplantae; Streptophyta; Magnoliopsida; Poales; Poaceae
Product: putative F-box/LRR-repeat protein 23
Exons: 2
Coding region: 1-801 (266 amino acids)
Molecular function (GO): protein binding
Source: RefSeq, a predicted model, not a curated record